AUGUCUUCUAAAAGUGAAAAACUAGAAAAAUUGAGAAAGCUACAGGCUGCUCGAAAUGGUACAUCUAUCGAUGAUUAUGAAUCAGACGGUGACAGGUUAUAUGACGAAAUUGACGAAAAAGAAUACAGGGCCAGAAAACGCCAGGAAUUGCUGCAUGACGAUUUUGUUGUGGAUGACGACGGUGUAGGUUACGUCGACCGUGGUGUCGAAGAAGAUUGGAGGGAAAUUGGUAAUAGCUCAAGUGAUGAAGACGCUGGAAAUCCUACUGGCAAGGAUGCUAAAAGGAAGAAAACUGUAAAAAGGGAGAAAGACCACCAGAUUACGGAUAUGCUGCGAACUCAACAUUCCAAAUCGACGCUGCUGGCGCAUGCAAAAAAAUCCCAAAAAAAAAGUAUCCCCAUUGAUAAUUUCGAUGAUAUUCUUGGUGAGUUUGAAUCCGGUGAAGUAGAAAAGCCCAAUAUCUUAUUGCCAACCAAAUUAAGGGAAAAUCUAAAUUCUUCGCCUACUAGUGAAUUCAAAUCAUCGAUAAAGAGGGUUAACGAAAAAGAUAACUCAAAUCCUGACGCUGGUAUUUCAAAAAGAGUCAAAAUUGAUCCAGAUUCAAGUACUGAUAAAUAUUUAGAAAUUGAAUCUUCGCCGUUAAAAUUACAAAGCAGGAAACUGCGCUACGCAAACGAUGUACAGGAUUUGUUGGAUGAUGUGGAAAACUCACCCGUAGUGACCACAAAGAGACAAAAAGUGUUGGAAGAUUCAUUGCUUGCAAAUCCACCAUCCGCUCAAAGUUUGGCCGAUGAAGAUGAAGAUGAUGCUGAAGAUAGUGAUGAAGAUAUCAUACCGAAAAGAAGGACCAUGAGAAGUGUGACAACAACUAGGCGUGUUAAUAUAGACUCAAGAAGUAACCCCUCAACGUCGCCGUUUGUCACAGCACCCGGAACGCCAAUUGGUACUAAGGGACUAACUCCAAGCAAAUCUUCACAGGUCAACACUGAUGCUGCCACACUUGCUGUUAGUGUCAAGAAGGAAGAUGUAGUUGACCCCGAAACUGAUACUUUCCAAAUGUUUUGGUUGGAUUACUGUGAAGUUAAUAACACUUUGAUUUUAUUUGGCAAGGUUAAACUUAAGGAUGAUAAGUGUGUGUCAGCCAUGGUCCAAAUCAACGGUCUAUGCAGAGAGCUAUUUUUCCUUCCAAGAGAGGGUAAAACACCUGCUGAUAUACACGAGGAAAUAAUUCCAUUACUGAUGGAUAAAUACGGACUGGAUAACAUCCGCGCUAAACCUCAAAAAAUGAAAUAUUCCUUUGAGCUUCCUGACAUUCCAUCGGAAAGUGAGUAUUUGAAAGUCUUGCUUCCAUACCAGACACCGAAGUCUAGUCGAGACACCAUUCCAUCGGAUUUAUCUAGUGAUACCUUUUAUCAUGUCUUUGGUGGAAAUUCCAAUAUUUUUGAAAGUUUCGUUAUUCAGAAUAGGAUCAUGGGACCAUGUUGGUUAGAUAUAAAGGGAGCAGAUUUUAAUUCAAUUCGUAACGCUUCUCACUGUGCGGUGGAAGUUUCCGUAGAUAAGCCUCAGAGUAUCACUCCUACUGCAACAAAGACAAUGCCUGAUUUGAGAUGCCUCUCUUUAUCAAUUCAGACGUUAAUGAACCCUAAGGAAAAUAAGCAAGAAAUCGUCUCGAUAACAUUAUCGUCUUAUAGAAAUAUCUCAUUAGAUUCGCCGAUUCCUGAAAAUAUUAAACCAGAUGACUUGUGUACUUUAGUAAGGCCGCCUCAGUCAACAAGUUUCCCAUUAGGUCUAGCUGCACUGGCGAAAAAGAAGCUGCCCGGUCGAGUUAGGUUAUUCAACAACGAAAAGGCCAUGCUUUCAUGUUUCUGCGCUAUGUUGAAAGUGGAAGACCCAGAUGUUAUCAUAGGCCAUCGUUUGCAAAAUGUCUAUUUAGAUGUUUUAGCCCAUAGAAUGCAUGAUCUCAGCAUUCCAACGUUCAGCUCUAUUGGCCGUCGUUUAAGAAGAACUUGGCCUGAAAAAUUCGGUAGAGGCAAUUCGAAUAUGAACCAUUUUUUCAUUAGCGACAUCUGUUCUGGUAGGCUGAUAUGUGAUAUUGCUAACGAAAUGGGACAAUCAUUAACACCUAAAUGUCAAAGUUGGGAUCUUUCAGAGAUGUAUCAAGUGACAUGUGAAAAGGAACAUAAGGCAUUGGAUAUUGAUUAUCAAAAUCCACAAUACCAAAAUGAUGUAAAUAGUAUGACUAUGGCCUUGCAAGAAAAUAUUACGAACUGUAUGAUUUCUGCUGAAGUGUCUUAUAGAAUUCAAUUAUUGUCAUUGACCAAACAGUUGACGAAUUUGGCUGGUAAUGCGUGGGCCCAAACUUUAGGUGGCACAAGAGCUGGUAGAAAUGAGUAUAUUUUACUGCAUGAAUUUUCAAGAAAUGGCUUUAUUGUUCCUGACAAAGAAGGUAGUAGGAGUAGAGCCCAGAAACAAAGACAAAAUGACGAAAAUACAGAUGCGCCAGUAAAUUCUAAGAAGGCAAAAUAUCAAGGUGGUUUAGUUUUUGAGCCUGAGAAAGGUCUUCAUAAGAAUUACGUUUUAGUCAUGGAUUUUAAUUCUUUGUAUCCAUCUAUCAUUCAGGAAUUUAAUAUAUGUUUUACCACUGUGGAUAGAAAUAAAGAAGACAUCGAUGAGCUACCAAAUGUACCUCCUUCAGAGGUGGAUCAAGGUGUUUUACCAAGAUUAUUAGCAAAUCUGGUUGAUCGUCGUCGUGAAGUUAAGAAAGUAAUGAAAACUGAAACUGAUCCCCAUAGGCGAGUUCAAUGUGAUAUUCGUCAACAAGCUCUUAAAUUGACUGCUAAUUCUAUGUAUGGUUGUUUGGGUUAUGUUAAUAGCAGAUUUUACGCCAAGCCGCUCGCCAUGUUAGUCACUAAUAAAGGUCGUGAGAUUUUAAUGAAUACAAGACAACUAGCUGAGAGUAUGAACCUCCUUGUAGUAUAUGGUGAUACAGAUUCUGUUAUGAUAGAUACCGGUUGUGAUAAUUAUGCGGAUGCAAUUAAAAUCGGUUUGGGGUUUAAAAAGCUAGUAAAUGAGCGCUAUAGAUUACUAGAGAUUGAUAUCGAUAAUGUCUUCAAGAAGUUACUGUUACAUGCCAAGAAAAAAUAUGCUGCUUUAACUGUAAAUUUGGACAAGAAUGGUAAUGAAACUACUGUUUUAGAAGUUAAAGGGUUGGAUAUGAAGCGCCGUGAAUUUUGUCCACUUUCGAGGGACGUUUCUAUACACGUUUUAAAUACCAUUCUGUCAGACAAAGAUCCAGAAGAAGCACUACAAGAAGUGUAUGAUUACUUAGAAGACAUCCGAACUAAAGUGGAAACCAACAACAUUAGAAUUGAUAAAUAUAAAAUCAAUAUGAAGCUUUCAAAAGAUCCCAAGGCUUAUCCAGGUGGUAAAAACAUGCCUGCAGUUCAAGUAGCCCUAAGAAUGCGUAAGGCUGGCAGAGUUGUUAAAGCUGGUUCUGUCAUCACCUUCGUCAUCACAAAACAGGAUGAAAUAGACAAUGCCGAAAGCACUCCGGCUCUUUCUGUAGCCGAACGAGCCUAUGCUUUGAAUGAAGUGAUGAUUAAAAGUAACAAUUUGAAACCCGAUCCACAAUAUUAUCUCGAGAAACAAAUAUUCGCGCCGGUAGAAAGGCUGUUAGAAAGAAUUGAUAGUUUUAACGUAGUGCGUUUGAGCGAAGCGCUUGGUUUAGAUAGUAAAAAAUACUUCAGAAGAGAGGGCGGUAAUAAUAAUGGGGAAGAUAUUAAUAACUUGCAACCUUUAGAAACAACAAUUACAGAUGUUGAAAGGUUUAAAGAUACCGUAACACUAGAAUUAAGUUGCCCAUCAUGUGAUAAAAGGUUUCCAUUUGGUGGCAUCGUAUCUUCAAAUCAUUAUCGUGUGUCAUAUAAUGGUAUACAAUGCAAGCAUUGUGAGCAUUUGUUUACCCUUCUUCAGUUAACCAGUCAGAUAGAGCACUCUAUAAGGUCACACAUUUCUUUAUAUUACGCGGGAUGGUUACAAUGUGAUGACAGUACAUGCGGUAUAGUCACCAGACAACUCUCCGUUUUUGGCAAACGUUGUUUAAAUGAUGGCUGCACAGGUGUCAUAAGAUACAAAUACACUGACAAGCAAUUGUACAAUCAACUUUUAUAUUUCGAUUCUUUACUCGAUUGUGAAAAGAAUAAAAAGCAGGAAUUGAAGCCAAUAUAUCUACUCGAUGAUCUUGACUAUCCCAAAGAGCAGCUGACAGAAUCAUCUAUUAAGGCUUUAACAGAACAAAACAGAGAAUUAAUGGAGACAGGCCGUAACGUCGUCCAAAAAUACUUAAACGAUUGUGGACGUCGCUACGUUGAUAUGAGUAGCAUUUUUGAUUUCAUGCUAAACUAG
Messenger RNA from Saccharomyces paradoxus, 4404 nucleotides. It is a transcript of the gene POL1, whose product is annotated as DNA-directed DNA polymerase alpha catalytic subunit POL1. The transcript has a single exon. NCBI's taxonomy places the organism in Eukaryota, Fungi, Ascomycota, Saccharomycetes, Saccharomycetales, Saccharomycetaceae. Gene Ontology annotation, molecular function: DNA replication origin binding; DNA-directed DNA polymerase activity; chromatin binding. The coding region runs from base 1 to 4404 and encodes 1467 amino acids. Gene Ontology annotation, cellular component: alpha DNA polymerase:primase complex. The record is from RefSeq and is a predicted model, not a curated record. Gene Ontology annotation, biological process: leading strand elongation; DNA replication; mitotic DNA replication initiation.